GCAUGAAACUCUAUUCAUUGGAUGGGUACGUGGUCAUACACCGACUUACAACUGCCCAUCGCUCUUUACCUAGUAAGGUUCCACGGACGUUUCUUUCAAGCCCAAGCCCGCUAAAUCAGACUGCCCUAUCUUUGUGAAUUACGUUUGUUUCCCCUCUUAACAAACGCAUAGGUCCUAGGUGUCAUACCGCAUAUUUAAAUCUAGCCUCCUCCUCGUGAAGCUAUUUUCCCUUUCUCUCUUCUUCAAUCCUUUUCAACCUGAGCUUGACUUCAAAGCAACAGUCUGCUACCCUGCUCUCAAACUCACAAACCUCUACACUUCUUCUAUACCACAAGCGCCACACGAUCUCUGUUCUCUUCGUCAAGAUGAGCGACCGCGGGUAUUCGUACAAGAGCCACGGCACUAACAGCCAGGGCAACCAUUACUGUGCCCGUGAUUACGGCAGCAGUGCCUCCAAUUCGAACUCUUAUCACUAUUCCAACACCAACGGCUCGUACUACUACUCCAACCCCAACGGUAGUACCUACUACAAUGAUGGCCAGGGUAGCUCGACCUACACCCCAUCCUCGGGUGCGCAGUCCUCCUCGGGCUCCAGUGGCAGCAGCGGUGGUAGCAGCGGCAGUAGUGGCAAGCAGUAGGAGUCUUCAUCCACGCCAAUGACACAGAUACGCUCUGUAAGCUACUCGCAACAGUCCGUGUCCACGCCCGAUGGAACGGUGAUAAACUCAGUACAAUAUCGCGAGCAGACUGCCUCUAUUCCCUCAACUACCCAGUCUCAGGCGCAGUGUCUGUCUAUGCCCGGGAUCGAAUACGCCUCCAAGCCUGAUUCACAGGAACUCAAUUCUAGCGCGACGUGGCUAUGCAAGAAGGAGCCUCACAAGGAAUUAUGAUUUUUUUUCUUUUUCACGAAGUUAACUGAUAUGGAUUUGAUUCUUUUACGAAGUUGGGGAUGAGUUACUUUCAUUAGGAAGGAAUUAUGAGGGAAAUGCCUUUAUGGAUGGAUGCUUAGGCACGUUAUGUUAUGAAUGUUCUAUUAGUCGGCACAUAGGUAGUCUUAAUGAUACCAGAUAUAACGCCG
This is a messenger RNA of Annulohypoxylon maeteangense, 1078 nucleotides long. RefSeq lists its product as uncharacterized. Bases 366 to 638 code for a protein of 90 amino acids. The record is from RefSeq and is a predicted model, not a curated record. The transcript has 4 exons. NCBI's taxonomy places the organism in Eukaryota, Fungi, Ascomycota, Sordariomycetes, Xylariales, Hypoxylaceae.